This is a messenger RNA of Ananas comosus (pineapple), 602 nucleotides long. Its product is annotated as protein EPIDERMAL PATTERNING FACTOR 2-like. The transcript has 3 exons. The coding region runs from base 48 to 386 and encodes 112 amino acids. NCBI's taxonomy places the organism in Eukaryota, Viridiplantae, Streptophyta, Magnoliopsida, Poales, Bromeliaceae. Gene Ontology annotation, biological process: guard cell differentiation; stomatal complex development. The record is from RefSeq and is a predicted model, not a curated record.
UUGAAGAGCCAUCAUAUAUAGAGAGAUAUUCUUAUUAUUAAAGAGUCAUGAAGAAGUGUUAUUGCACCAAAGAUACACUUCUUCUAUUCAUGCUCUUAUUGAUCUCUACAAUGUGUGAAGGUCUUCGAUCAACACCUCAUGAUAUAACGGGUUCGAAUGACGAAGGAGAUGAAACAAGCUCUUUGUUUAAGGAGGAGAGAGAUGACGACAUCCUAAAAGGAAUGUUCGCGACCGGUUCGAGCUUGCCCGACUGCACGAACGCUUGCGGGGCGUGUUUUCCAUGCAAGAGGGUCAUGGUGAGCUUCAAGUGCUCCGUCGCCGAGUCGUGCCCGAUCGUCUACCGUUGCAUGUGCAAGGGGAAAUACUAUCACGUCCCGUCGAAUUGAUGAUAUAUACGGACUUGCAUGAUCAAGUUUCAGCAAAAGGAGUCAUUAAUGGAGGAGAAACUAAGUCAUAUAUGACUCAUUUUUAACUUUUUCGCUCCCUUUUCAUCUUUUUCUUGUUGUAAAUGUUCCUCUAGUAGACUAAUGUGGGGGAGCACGAAAUUGAGAAGUGGUGUUGGUUUGGAGGAAGUGUAAUGGGGUAUUUGUAAAUGAUGAGCC